AUGACAGCGGGCACGGAGGAUGCACGGGGGCUAGUGGAGCUUGUCUUCCGGCAGCGCCACGAGGAAGUGCUAACGUGCGAGAGCGUCGUUGUGAUUGGGCGUGGCACAUCCAACAACGGCCCCAAGGCGCGCAUGCUGGUUCUGUGCCGCCCCUUCGCGACGGCAGCGACAUCGGCGGCGCCCACGUCGAAUGCGACGCUGAGCGUUGUGCGGCUGGAGUCGGGUCGCGUGAUCAAGGUGAAGCUCGUGUUUGUGGUGGCGCGCCUCGUUGACGUGAGCCACGACGGCAGCUUCGACGCGACCUUCAAUUUCGGCAGCAGCGGUAUGCUCUCCGUCACCUUCGAGUCGCGCAUCCAGCGCGAGAUGUUCGUCGCGGCGGUGCGCAAGCUGCAGCGCGACAUGCAGCCGCUUGUCGCUGUCGGCGCGAGGCGCGACGUGCACGCGCUGUUCACCGACGCGGUGGGCACUGAGGCGGAGGCGGACGCAGC
Molecule: messenger RNA, 488 nt
Organism: Trypanosoma grayi
Lineage: Eukaryota; Euglenozoa; Kinetoplastea; Trypanosomatida; Trypanosomatidae
Exons: 1
Source: RefSeq, a predicted model, not a curated record